UAGGUAGGGACUAACCUAGUCGGUAACAUUUAUCAUUUAUCGGAAAGUUGGUUACAAUACCGAAGCUGGGGAAAAAGUCAAUUUGUCUUAUUGAACUGUCAUCCAUCAAUCACACAUCACACAUCACACAUCACACAUCACGCAUCACACAUCACAGAUCACAGAUCGCACAUCGCACAUCACACAUCACACAUCACAUCAAUGACUCUGAUAUUGUAAACCAUACUGCGGCGAAUGUCUCUAGCUAUCCGACAGGAAGAAACGCAAUGGCUUCGCAAUGCCUUCGGGCUGUGUACAGCACGGUACGACUCUAUGUAUGGCUCUAACGCAACGAAUUUAGGAUACUGAGUAACCGUAGGGGCUGUACUAUUUUCACUCAGUCACACAUUGUAAGAUCGGUACACAAUUCAAGUCGAACAUGGUGUUUGCUUACACCGACCCAAACAAUUUCGUGCAGCUCAGAGAAUCAAGUCAAGCCCGGGUUGUGGAUCCGUGCGCCAUGAACAUUAUGGCAAAGCUACAUAUUAAUAGAUCUUAACUGAGCUUCAUAUUACAUUCACAGCCUUAUGCCAGAUAUCGGCCAUCAAUUAAAUGCUUGAUUGUGAGGUAUUAAGUCUGUUGUUCUUUGACCGGCGGUCUAGCAAAAAUUGGACUUUAAUUCUUAACAGAAUCUUGUCGCAGUCGAGCAAAUAUCAAUAGCUAAUAUAUAACUAC
Sclerotinia trifoliorum is the source of this 714-nucleotide messenger RNA. NCBI's taxonomy places the organism in Eukaryota, Fungi, Ascomycota, Leotiomycetes, Helotiales, Sclerotiniaceae. The record is from the annotation of a GenBank genome assembly.